Nannochloropsis gaditana CCMP526 is the source of this 1986-nucleotide messenger RNA. RefSeq names its product oxidoreductase domain protein. Gene Ontology annotation, biological process: DNA repair; DNA recombination. The annotation marks the transcript as partial. The record is from RefSeq and is a predicted model, not a curated record. Gene Ontology annotation, molecular function: nucleotide binding; DNA ligase (ATP) activity. The transcript is spliced from 5 exons.
AUGAGGUUCCACACCUUUGCCAGGGUGGCGACUGGGCUCAACACCUGGGAGCGGGAGGAGCUCCAGAACCUUUUAAAGGCGCACUGGAUCGAAGGCGGCCCCGGGAGGGAAUUUCCUCCUUGGAUCAUGCCCUGGAAGACGGCUACCGUCGACAUUCCAGCCCUGUGGCUGGACGUGCGACACGCACCGAUGGUGGUGAUGUCGGUCAAAGGGGCGGAGAUGGUGCCGAGUCGGUCGUACUCGGUGGAAUGGACGCUCCGCUUUCCCCGAAUCACCCGGCUUCGGCCCGACAAGGCGCUGGCAGGGGUCAUGACCGUGCAAGAACUACAGGCCUUGCGGGAGCGACCGGGCGGGUUGUGGGGGAGACAGGACGGCCACGCGGCAAAGGGCGGGGAGAAACGGGGCCGGGGCCAGGGGAAGGAGGGAGGGAGGAAGAGGAGGGCGAGGUGGGUGCCGGUGUCGGCUUAUGCGAACCCAGGGGGCAUGGUGGAGGCGGAGGUGAAGGGGUCUCUGUUUGCUGGUAUGAAAAUCUGUCUCUAUGGAAGUAAAUUCACGACGAGGCUUCCCAAUGCCCGGGCAAUCGUGGGCUUAGAGGAGGGCGGGAAGGAGGGCGGGAAGGAGGGCGUGAGGGAAAGCGGGAAGGAGGGCGUGAGGGAAAGCGGGAAGGAGGGUUGGUUUUCGCUCGAGGAGCUGCAUCGUGUGAUCGUGGAGCAAGGGGGGCAAGCCAGCACGAAUCUGAUGGAAAUAGAGAAGGGUCCGUGGGAUGGUGGUGAGGGAGGGGAGGAGGAAGCAGGUGGCGUGGAAGGAGGGCGAGGAGGCGACCCGGCGGUCACGUCCGAGGGCAAUCGCCACCCCAACCCACCCUUUGUCUCCCCAGUAUACGGAAUGGACAUCCAAAGGUCCCCCUCGCCAGGCAUAAGCAAGUCGCCGCCACAGCCCCGGCGGUACGAGCAAGAUGUGUUGCUCGUCCCCGCCGGUCGCCCGUGCCUGAGGACCCAAGCCGCGAUGCGGGAGGCGCGCAUCGACAUCCUGGUCGUGGACUGGAUGGUGGAGUGCCUUGGGGCCGGCCGACGGAUCGAACCUCGGUACGAGCACUACGUGGGCAUGGCCCGUGGGACCCGGCGACGGAUGGAAGCUGGGUAUGCCAUCUUGGGGAGUGCGAGCAUUGCACGUAAAUUGUGGAAAGCGAUGUUCAUGAGCGGCAACUCUCGUGUCGUCUGUGUUGCGUCACGAGACACCGCACGCGCGCAAGCAUUCAUCGACGAAUGCCAAGCAUUGCUGCCUUUUCCUCAAGCACCUGAAGCUGUGGAGGGUUAUGAAGCGGCGUUGGCCAGGGACGACGUCCAAUGCGUGUAUAUCCCCUUACCGACCGCGCUUCGGAAGGAAUGGGUGCUAAAAGCAGCGGCGAGUGGCAAGCACGUACUGGUCGAAAAACCAGUGGGUCUGAACACGGAGGACGUACAAGAAAUGAUCCAGGCGUGCAUCAAGCACAAUGUCCACCUGAUGGACGGGGUCAUGUUCAUGCAUUCGGCGCGCUUGCAGCUCCUGCAGAAAACCUUGCCAAGUCUGGGGCCCCUGCAUCGUAUCAACAGCGAAUUCUGCUUCAAAGCCAACGAGGCCUUCUUUCAGAGCAACAUCCGAUGCUCCAGUGCCACGGAGCCGCUGGGUUGUCUAGGAGAUCUGGGAUGGUACAACAUCCGCUUGACCCUGUGGGCUAUGAAUUGGUACCUCCCUGUCCGUGCUCGUGGCUGCGUGCUGAAAGAGAACGCCGACGGUGUCCCCUACGAGUUUUCGGGCGAGCUGCUCUUCGAGUCUGGGUGCUCCGCCACUUUCUUCUGUUCCUUUCUCACGCACGAGACGCAAUUGGCGGUCCUGAACGGGGAGGAAGCCUCGGUGCAGUACUCGGACUUCGUCCUCCCGCUGCCAGGGCGCUACCUCUACUUCGACGUCAAUCACCAGAGCUACCAGCAAGAAGGACUCGAUCAG